Messenger RNA from Limulus polyphemus (Atlantic horseshoe crab), 569 nucleotides. Its product is annotated as CDP-diacylglycerol--inositol 3-phosphatidyltransferase-like. Gene Ontology annotation, biological process: phosphatidylinositol biosynthetic process. Bases 63 to 569 code for a protein of 168 amino acids. Lineage: Eukaryota; Metazoa; Arthropoda; Merostomata; Xiphosura; Limulidae. Gene Ontology annotation, cellular component: membrane; Golgi apparatus. The record is from RefSeq and is a predicted model, not a curated record. The transcript has 5 exons. Gene Ontology annotation, molecular function: CDP-diacylglycerol-inositol 3-phosphatidyltransferase activity.
GUGCCAAACAUAAAUAUGUAGGAUAUGCCAGGAUCUUGCUGGCACUGCUGUCCUUCUGGUACAUGCCGAUAGACCACAUCAAGGCCACCAUAUGCUAUCUGACCAGUGGAUUUUUAGAUGCUCUAGAUGGACACGCUGCUCGACUUUUUAACCAGAGCACCAAGUUUGGAAGCAUGCUGGAUCAGCUGACGGACAGGUGUGCUACCAUGUGCUUAUUGGUGACUCUAGCCUAUUUCUACCCCAGCUAUAUGUUUCUCUUCCAGUUGAGUAUGGUCAUUGAUAUUGCAAGCCACUGGAUCCAUAUUCAAACGAGUUUGAUGCAGGGUAAGACAAGUCACAAGUCGUACGUUGAUGCUGCAGAAAACCCAGUAUUGAGAAUCUAUUAUACUUCAAAGCCCGUCUUGUUCUCCAUGUGUGCUGGAAAUGAACUUUUUUACAGCAUGUUAUACCUCAUCUAUUUCACUGAAGGACCCGCUAGUAAGCUCUGUUGUUUGAAUAUUGUCAGAAAUGUAUUAUUCGCUGUCAUUGUUGUAUCCAUUACCAUUCAGAACUUUGAAAGCCAGAGGUGA